Molecule: messenger RNA, 1565 nt
Organism: Brassica napus (rape)
Lineage: Eukaryota; Viridiplantae; Streptophyta; Magnoliopsida; Brassicales; Brassicaceae
Product: protein DMP6-like
Exons: 1
Coding region: 794-1519 (241 amino acids)
Biological process (GO): endomembrane system organization
Source: RefSeq, a predicted model, not a curated record
UUAUUCCUACAACAUUGUUCAAUUAACAGGCCUGAAGCCCAGUUUUGGAAUAAUCUUUAUAUGGGCUUUUCUUCACUUUAGCCAAACUGUUCCUAGAAAACAUGCUUGAGAAGAGCAACUUGUUUGAAUUUCGGUUUGUUAACGAUAUCGCAUUUCGUUCUUUCUUCGUUAUUAGUUCGUUGAUAUUUGAAAUAUCAUAAUGAAAAAAUUGUAACGUGCAAGUCUAAUCUCAAUGACACACCCAAGGAAGCAACUAAUCUGAUUUUGACGUUAGUUAUCAUUUAACUAAUCGUAUACUAAUAUAUUACAUUAAGAAAAAGAAAAAAAAAGUAUGUUAGCAAAUUAUAAUAGUCUUUCUUGGCCUCCACGAAAUUUACUAAUCAAAACUAACCAAACGCGUCAGAGAAAAAUUUAUCAAAUUAACGUAAACAUCAUUUUCUUAGAAUGAAUCCCACACAACCCAUUACUUCUUUUAUGUGAAAAGCUUCUAACAAAACCAAAUUUUUAUGAUAAAAAACGACUAGAGCGAGAGAGAGAAAGUCGUUGAAGCAAAUGUUCCUGGAACAUUUGAAUCAGAAUCACAUUAGUUUAAUUCAUUACACAAGGUCAAAGCUUAUCCUUCACAUAAACAAAUACUUAGGUUUGGUUUCAGACUUGCGUGCGAUACAUAACAAAUCAAGCAUCAUUGUCAUUGUUAUAUAUAUAUAUAUACAUAUAUAUUUAAACACAAACAUUUUGUCAUCAAAAAAGAGAAGCAAAAAAACAUAGAACCUGAUAAAAGGGCUUGAGUGUUAUGGAGAUCAAGGUUGAUGAAGAAGCUGGGAUCGAUGAUGCUCAUCGCAUAAUAGAAGCAGAGAAAGUUCGUCGCAGGAUAGAAGCAGAGAAACUUCGUCGCAUGAUCCAAGAAGAGAAAGUUCCACUUCUGGAGGAUGAUAAAAUUCUAAUCCAAACUCGGGAGUUUCCUGCAAUAGAAAGAAACACAUGGAUACAAAAGGCAAUAGGUCAAACAUUUCAAACCACAUCUCAUCUAGCUAACCUUUUACCAACAGGGACAGUUCUUGCAUACCAAAUCUUGUCACCAAUUUUCACAAACGCUGGAAGCUGCAGUUUGGCUAGCAGAUUCAUGACCGCAACGCUAGUUUUCAUCUGUGGAUUCUCUUGUUUCAUACUUAGCUUCACAGAUUCUUACAAGGACUUGAAUGGAAACUCUUGCUAUGGAUUUGCUACGUUCAAUGGCUUCUGGAUCAUCGAUGGCUCAGCUACUCUUCCUCCAGAACGUGCCACAACUUAUAAGUUACGGUUUAUAGACUUUGCACACGCUAUAAUGUCGUUUCUGGUGUUUGGAGCUGUGGUUAUGUUUGACCAGAAUGCGGUUAAGUGUUUCAUCCCUGUACCAUCAGCUGAAGAAGCUGAGAUUCUUACAGCUUUGCCCGUAGGAAUAGGUGUGUUUUGUAGUAUGUUGUUUGCUACAUUUCCUACUACACGUCAUGGUAUUGGUUUCUCCCUCUCUGAUAAAUGAUGUUCUGAUUAAAUCAUUUAAAAUGUCAAAAUCUUUUGGAACUUCU